AUGGACUCCUCCUUCGAGAAACAUGGCUUUGACGAGUCGGCAUUCGAGGACAAGGGCCUGUCAGGGCUGAGGACCUUCGAUGCGUUUCCGAAAACUAAACCGAACUACACCUCUGCGACCACGCGCGGUGGCCAAUGGACCCUCGCCCUAAUAAUCCUAUGCCUCUGUCUUACUGCCUCGGAGCUGCGCACGUGGUGGCGGGGGACCGAAACCCACCAUUUCAGCGUUGAGCGCGGCGUGGGCCACGAGCUCCAAUUGAACCUCGAUAUUGUCGUGGCGAUGCCGUGUCGCGACCUCCACGUCAACGUCCAGGAUGCGGCGAUGGACCGAAUCAUGGCCGGCGACCUGCUGAAAAAGGAGGACACGAACUUUGAGCUCUGGCUGGACCCGCGGAAGUUGUUUCGGCUGAGGAAGUUGCAGCAGGGCAUCUACCAUGGUCUGCACGAAGGAGAUAGGAAAAGGAAGAAGGCCGAGGAGGAAGAUUCUCACGUGGGCCACGUCUUAGGACACAUGCGUGAGAACAAGGGCCGCAAGUUCGCCCGCUCGCCCAAGCUCCAGAAACACAUGCCAGUCGACAGUUGUCGCAUCUACGGGUCCCUCGAGGGCAACAAAGUGCAAGGCGACUUCCACAUCACCGCACGAGGACACGGCUACAUGGAAUUCGGCAUGCAGUCACAUCUCGACCACAAUCUGUUCAAUUUCUCGCACCAUAUCAACGAGCUCAGCUUCGGGCCCCAUUACCCUAACCUCCUGAACCCGCUGGACAAAACGAGCGACACCACCGACGCGCACUUUAUGCGCUAUCAGUACUACCUCUCCAUUGUGCCCACGAUCUUCACGAAGCGCCGAGUCGCAACCAAGAGUGGCAGCUUGGACCCCGCCGCGCUGCCACAGCCUCCCACGCUGGACAUGGCGCCGAACACGCAGCGCGACAAGGACGGCGUCAUCCGCCACGUCCCGCACCCCGAGCAAGGGCGGGACACGAAAUCCAUCUUCACGAACCAAUACGCCGCGCAGUCCCAGUCGCGCGAGGUGCCCUCCUCCACCGUCCCGGGCAUCUUCUUCAAGUACGACAUCGAGCCCAUCCUGCUCAUCGUCAGCGAGAGCAGGGCGAGCCUUUUGGGCCUGCUGGUCCGGCUGGUCAACGUGAUCAGCGGCGUGCUCGUGGGCGGCGGCUGGAUGUUCCAGCUGUCCGAGUGGGCGGGCGAGGUCUGGGGCCGGAGGAAGCUGAGGAGGAGCGAGACGGGGCUCGGUGUCCUGGAUGGCGCCAAACCCAACGGUGAGGCCAACGGGCAUUUGAAGCAUUGA
Molecule: messenger RNA, 1308 nt
Organism: Fonsecaea nubica
Lineage: Eukaryota; Fungi; Ascomycota; Eurotiomycetes; Chaetothyriales; Herpotrichiellaceae
Exons: 2
Coding region: 1-1308 (435 amino acids)
Biological process (GO): endoplasmic reticulum to Golgi vesicle-mediated transport; retrograde vesicle-mediated transport, Golgi to endoplasmic reticulum
Cellular component (GO): endoplasmic reticulum; Golgi membrane; COPII-coated ER to Golgi transport vesicle
Source: RefSeq, a predicted model, not a curated record